ACGUUUGGGGAUCCACGCGUUGGGUUACUCUUUCGCUACCGAGAUAAAGAGAGAUCGAGCCCAGUUUGGUGAUCAGCCGGCGUCAGUGAACGCCAACUGACUGGUGAAUGCUGUUUUGUGUUAUGAGGUCGUUCACAAAGAGAAGUGCAGUCUCAUCGCAAGGUAGUCCCCAUAAAUUGAAGACAGGUUGAUAACUAUAGAGCAAAUACUUCCCAACGAUAGCGUAAUUAUGUCGCAUAUAGAGGAUCUUGAGCAGCGACGUAAAAAAGAAGAUGACGACCACCAGUCACCUCCAUGGUACGCAGUUGCUGGCAAGUGUGUAAUGGGUGCAGUAAUACACCCGUUAGAUUAUGUCAGAGUUCUUAUACAACUUGGUUACGAACCAAUCGAACCCGUGCCGACUCGCCGCCUUUUCGGAAAGCCUGCCCUAAGGCUUCCCUCAGUGUUCACCUAUAUGGGGUACAUUCGGAGUGUGGAUGGCUUUUUUGGAUUAUAUCGAGGCUUUGGUGCAAGCCUCUGCGGGAACUUCACGCAGAACGUCGUUAUGAUUCACAUGACAGCAGCCAUGCCGCCAGUCCCAACAUUUGAGGAAGAUCAGGAACUUAAUGCAGAAGACGUAAAAAUAAUGAAUUUUAUUCAACGAACGUCACAGCAAAUGGUUGCCCGCACCGUAGCAACUAUUUUAUCGCAACCAUUCUACGUCAUCUCUUGUCGAAUGAUGGCUCAGUUUAUCGGUGGGGAGCUCAAAUAUACCUCGUUAUUAAGCUCAUUCCGUGAAAUAAUCAAGGAUGAAGGAGUAUCAGGUUUAUGGAACGGAUUAAUGCCUCGAUUAACCGGUGAAAUUCUUCGGAUCUGGUUAGCCGGAAGUGUCGCCUUCGUCAUCAAUAAUUACGCUGUACAGGAGGCAUCGGUGCGGAGUUACAUUACGGGAACGACAAAUUUUUUGGCCGCUUCGAUUACGUAUCCGUUUCAGGUUGUCGGUACAGUUAUGACCGUAAGCGGCGCCCCCAUUGAAGCUGGUGGACCCCCCCAUCUAGCUCGCUACGAAGGGUGGACACAAUGUUGGAAACAUCUCUCCCAACUGGGGCACCUCAAAAGGGGAUCUUCGUUAUUCUGGAGAUAUUAUCAGGGACCAAUGGGAAUUUCAUUCGAUGGAGCGGCGUACAAAAUUCCCGUGGACGUGAGCCUUUUGAGUAAAGUCAACUGAGAUCUACCACCAUUCAGAAAUCACUUCCAGCUGCGAUCGGAACAAUUUCUCAUAAGCAGCAUGGGCGAAUCUUCAGACUACUUUAAGGAUGCGUUAAAUAGUAGGCAAAUAUACGUCGGCUUCUAAAUAUUAAUGGCAAUGCCGAUGAGCGCCUCUCCUGCUACCCCAUAUUUUACCUAAAACUGUAGCACAGAGUCAGUAACCUCUAUUUUGAGUUCAGGUAAAAGCAUCUGUUUGAUUAGAUUCAUGGUCAUAGAUCGUCUGCGGGAACUCUUUUAGGCAAAAAUAUUUUAUGUCCGUUGGAAAUGAAAAUGGGUUGACCGCUAAGUUAGGAUUGGUCAUCGAAAUUAAAUAUAUGACCAAAUAACCUUGCUCCGAGUGUCGAAAGAAAGUGCUGCAAUCCAGAGUUGAGGUGUGUUUGUAACAAUUACCAUAUUUGAACUUUUCACCAUAUACUUCUGAGAAAAAAAAAGAGAUAUAUGUUCCUAGAAAGGCACCGAACAAAGGCAGCGAUAAAAAAAAUUGAUGUUUUCAUCCGUGUAUCCGUCAAGUAGCUGUUAAAAAUGGCGGCGGCCAAGUUCUAGCUGGAAUCAAAAUACAAAUAAAAGUAAUGAAGGGUAAGACUCUAUCUAUGAAGUUUAUACUGCCGAUCAGAACGUGGCCGACUGCCAGUUUAGUUCUAAGAACUUUUUGCAAGAUACUAUUACUGUUAAUACUUUUAGUGAAAAAGAAUUUUUUGGAACUUGAAUAUGGUAGUGACUACUAUAAUUGAAGAAACCUGAAUGAUUUCGUAUAUACAAGUUUUUAAGAGUAGAUGUUGCUUUUUGUGAGUGAGCUAAUAAGUGAGAGUCAGACUUUCUGCAUAAAUGUGUGCACAACCACAAGCUGAAGAGAAAGCUAUAGAGUCAUUGUGAACCAGACGUUUAAAUUAUAUUACUUUCAAAAUUUGAACCGGCCUGCUUUAGGAUCUCUAUGGUUGUCCUUCUCUAACGGUAAUAUUAAGCUAUCCAACUUUAAAAAUAUCCGUGACAUUUUUUCCUCUUUUUCCGUUUCGGAAUUGAUUAGUGUGAUCAAAUAUUGCUAUAUUUCCUGUUAUCAAAGUUCAGGCACAUCUACGAUAUAUAGAGGCUAUGUAAAUUUCAAAACAAAUAUGUACUCUUCAAAUAAAGGCUGGGUCACAUACAAUUGUUUGAUAAAGCUAGCAGUACAGGCUAGCAAUCGCAAAUAAAAAAUGUUACCUUUCAACGCA
This is a messenger RNA of Varroa destructor (honeybee mite), 2456 nucleotides long. RefSeq names its product mitochondrial carrier homolog 2-like. The record is from RefSeq and is a predicted model, not a curated record. Lineage: Eukaryota; Metazoa; Arthropoda; Arachnida; Mesostigmata; Varroidae.